CUGCACCCCAACUACUCUGUCCUUAUCACUGAUUUAAGUCAUUGACAUUGAGAUAGCAUAGGGUCAUUCAAGAAUACCGUGUUAUUCACCUCAAUGAAUAUUCUAAUCUUGUAUGGAGUACUGCGGGACAACUGCACAGUUGGCUCUCCUGCCCCACCAAACAAGACAAUGGCCGCCCAUCUGUAUUCAUCCCCAAGGCCAUCCAAACAGAGAACAAUAUUAAGCAAUCUCAAUUCAAUUUAUCUACACUUAUGAUUUCAUUCAAGUGAACAAAGAAUCAAAGCUAUUAAAUAUACUGCCCGGAGCCCAUGCCCGUCAUCGCUGCCACGGGCAAACAGCGUCGAAAAGUCCGCUUUUCCAAUAACCGUCCAGUCACCAGUAUUAACGCCAACAACCUGCAAGCCACAAGCAACUCUCCUGCACCCACUGCAGUCUCAAACCCUAUCGCUUCCAAGUCAAGUACAAAAACUAUCAUGAGUACGACUGCGGCAGUACGCCCGGGGGUCCCGGCUCUCUUUACUGAGCCUCCAGUGAUCCACGACCCGCUUACGACAGAGACCUCUGAGCUCCAAGAGCAGACGCUCGAGAAAUGUUUGCCCUUUUUGCAAGGUAAUCAAAAAUCGCAGCGGGAGCCCUUUAGUCGGCACGGGGUCCCGGCACUUGGACGGGAUGACCAUAUCGGUUUCCUGUACGAUUCCCUGGAGGAAUAUCCAGACGACUUUGUGGCACUGGAUGCUAGUCGUCCCUGGAUGUGUUAUUGGGCUCUGGCGGGGCUAUCCCUACUUGGUGAGGAUGUCAGUAAAUUUCGCCAACGGGUGAUUGCUACUUUUACACCCAUGCAGAACCCCACCGGGGGCUUCGGCGGGGGGCAUGGCCAGAUGUCUCAUAGUGCCUCGAGUUACGCCGCCGUGCUCACCCUAGCUAUGGUUGGGGGCUCAGAGGCCUAUCGGCUGAUUGAUCGGAGGGGCAUGUGGAGCUGGUUGGGGAGAUUAAAACAGCCAGACGGAGGCUUUAGAAUCUGCGAGAAUGGAGAAGAGGAUGUGAGGGGCGCGUAUUGUGCCAUGGUGGUCAUCUCAUUACUCGAUCUGCCACUUGAGUUGCCCCCGGAUGCGCCAGCUCGCCAGCAUGGUCUAGAAACGUUUACAAGUGGCCUCCCGGAGUAUCUAUCAAGAUGCCAGACAUUCGAGGGAGGGAUGUCCGGAAGUCCUGGUACGGAAGCGCACGGAGCCUAUGCUUUUUGUGCUCUGGCGUGUCUUUGCAUUCUGGACCGGCCUGAAAAGGUUAUCCCCAGGUAUAUGGACGUUCCACUGCUUUUAUCCUGGCUCUCCGCUCGUCAAUACGCCCCCGAAGGGGGUUUUGCGGGGCGAACCAACAAAUUAGUAGAUGGGUGCUACAGUCACUGGGUGGGCGGCUGCUGGCCAUUGGUCCAGUCUGCUCUGGAUGGCAUGCAACCAGCCGCCGCCCCGAACAAAGCCUCUGGCAAUCUUUACUGCCGGGAAGGUUUGACGCGAUACAUCCUCAGUUGUUGUCAAGCUAAGCGAGGACUUCGGGAUAAACCCGGAAAACAUCCCGAUUCGUACCACACCUGCUACACGUUGACAGGCCUGAGCACGACGCAGCAUCGGCAUUACCAUACAGACACGAGCGCCACUUCCAAGGAGCCCUUUGCGUCGGCGUUUUCCUGGAAAUAUACGCCCGUCUCCAGCAACGUCAACGACGAUACAGACGUAAGCGUCUUUGAAGAGACAGACCGAGUGAACCCAGCGCAUCCGCUGUAUGUCAUUCCUCACAAAGCUGCCGAAGACAUGCGACUUUGGUACGAGAAGGAGCCAUUGGAUUUUGCAUAGCAUAGCCGACAUACCUCCCUCACGGAGUACCGUAUAUAGCCUGGAGAGAAAAAAGGAAGAAAAUGGAAUUCUGGCGAAUUGACCUCGAAGCCUUCUCCCCCCUUACUUCAUACGCGCAGGGUAACCACAGUGUGCUUCGUACAGAUCAUGAUGCGUCCGGACCAUGGAGGAUGGCGACAGCUGUCAUGCUCAUGGAUUUUUAUCCCAUUGCUUAUCUCCACAGAACAACUCAUCGCUGCAUACCCCCCCCUUCCCG
Aspergillus ruber CBS 135680 is the source of this 2103-nucleotide messenger RNA. RefSeq names its product CAAX farnesyltransferase subunit beta RAM1. The coding region runs from base 309 to 1847 and encodes 512 amino acids. Gene Ontology annotation, biological process: protein farnesylation. The transcript is spliced from 7 exons. Gene Ontology annotation, molecular function: protein farnesyltransferase activity. The record is from RefSeq and is a predicted model, not a curated record. Gene Ontology annotation, cellular component: protein farnesyltransferase complex. Lineage: Eukaryota; Fungi; Ascomycota; Eurotiomycetes; Eurotiales; Aspergillaceae.